Molecule: messenger RNA, 483 nt
Organism: Drosophila busckii
Lineage: Eukaryota; Metazoa; Arthropoda; Insecta; Diptera; Drosophilidae
Gene: RpL36A
Product: 60S ribosomal protein L44
Exons: 3
Coding region: 61-375 (104 amino acids)
Biological process (GO): translation
Cellular component (GO): cytosolic large ribosomal subunit; ribosome
Molecular function (GO): structural constituent of ribosome
Source: RefSeq, a predicted model, not a curated record
AUCGAUAGUCCCGAUAGUGCCGUCACUAAUUCCGUCUUUUGUGUCUUUUUCUUAAACAAGAUGGUGAAUGUACCAAAACAACGCCGCACUUUCUGCAAAAAGUGCAAAGUGCAUAAGCUGCACAAGGUAACGCAGUACAAGAAGUCCAAGGAGCGCAAGGGCGCCCAGGGUCGUAGACGUUACGACAGGAAACAGCAGGGUUUCGGUGGUCAAACUAAGCCCAUCUUCAGAAAGAAGGCCAAGACCACCAAGAAAAUUGUGCUGCGUAUGGAAUGCACUGAGUGCAAAUAUCGCCAGCAGACACCCCUGAAGCGUUGCAAGCACUUCGAGUUGGGUGGUGACAAGAAGCGCAAGGGACAGAUGAUUCAGUUCUAAGCACUCCAAGGCACCAACUCACGCUCUUUUUUCUAAUCGGAAGUGUUUUUAAGUUGUUUUCAUCGACCUGCCACAAGUGGGGAAAAUAAAACAAAUUGUAGACGUAAA